Messenger RNA from Candoia aspera, 915 nucleotides. RefSeq names its product potassium channel tetramerization domain containing 16 (gene KCTD16). NCBI's taxonomy places the organism in Eukaryota, Metazoa, Chordata, Lepidosauria, Squamata, Candoiidae. Gene Ontology annotation, biological process: protein homooligomerization; regulation of G protein-coupled receptor signaling pathway. Gene Ontology annotation, cellular component: signaling receptor complex; postsynaptic membrane; presynaptic membrane. Bases 70 to 915 code for a protein of 281 amino acids. The transcript has a single exon. Gene Ontology annotation, molecular function: protein binding. The record is from RefSeq and is a predicted model, not a curated record.
GCCUUGUUGCAACCUUGGGUGUCAGUGGGAGCUCUGCCAUAACUUUUGGUUGGUUGGUUUGAAAGUGCCAUGGCCUUGAGUGGAAACUGCAGAACUUACCUCCCUCCUAGAGAACAAGCAACUGCUGCACAUUCCUUUCCAGAGGUGAUAGAACUGAAUGUGGGGGGCCAGGUUUACUUCACUCGCCUCUCCACGUUAACAGGCCUUCCUCACUCCCUGCUUUGGAAAAUGUUCACCUCCAAAAGAGAGACAGUCAAUGACCUGGCAAAAGAUUCCAAGGGAAGGAUUUUCAUUGAUCGAGAUGGCUUCCUAUUCCGUUACAUUCUGGACUAUCUCAGGGACAAGCAGGUGGUCCUGCCCGACCAUUUUCCAGAGCGAGGAAGGCUCAAGAGGGAAGCCGAGUACUUUCAGCUCCCAGAUUUGGUCAAACUUCUGACGCCCGAUGAGAUCAAGCAAAGCCCUGAUGAUUAUUGCCAUAGUGACUAUGAGGAGGUUUCCCAAAGCAGUGACACAAGAAUAUGUGCCCCCUCAUCUCUCAUGGCCUCGGAGAGAAAGUGGGGCUUCAUUACCAUUGGCUACAGAGGUUCAUGCCCCAUGGGCAGGGAGACCCAAGCAGAUGCCAAAUUCAGAAGAGUCCCGAGGAUUUUGGUUUGUGGCAGGAUUGCUCUAGUCAAAGAAGUUUUUGGAGAAAGUUUGAAUGAAAGCAGAGACCCAGACCGAGCUCCUGAUAGAUACACUUCUAGGUUCUACCUGAAGUUCAGGCACCUGGAACGGGCUUUUGAUAUGUUGUCAGAAUGUGGAUUCCACAUGGUAGCCUGCAAUUCCUCUGUGACGGCUUCUUUUGUCAAUCAGUACACUGAUGAUAAAGUGUGGUCCAGCUACACAGAAUAUGUCUUUUAUCGUAAGUACAAAUGA